AUGGACUCACUCGAUGGAAUUCUUUUGGUUCCGCCGGACCGCGGCCAGAUUCUCGGCAGGGCUAUGUGGAAGGCCCGCUACGUCGUCGUUGGCCGACGAGGCGCCCCAAGAGAUCCACCGACCUCGAGUUACCCACAUAAAAUCGCUCCCAGUCGAACAUUCUCCAACAGUUCCAAGAUUAGAGAGCCAAUUCAGGCUCAGCAUGGCGAGUACAUGAUCUCGGUUUACAAAUCAAAGGACGAAUACGAGCCCUACUACCAAUGUCCUGUGAAUUCGGUAGCCGAUUGUCAAGUCCAGCAGGUCGCUCAUCGCAAGCAAGGCCCCAUAUUGCCCACUCUAGUCAUCACCGUUGCCGAUAAGGAGAAGAAACGCCGCUCGAGCAGGGCUGCAGGCCUCAUUUCUGGCAAGGAAUCGACGCAAUCGAUGCUAUGGUUUCGAACCCCUCCCGACGACCACCACCACAGUCUUCACGAAUGGAAACACUUCAUAUUGUCUAGGAAAUUGCCGAUGAGUCCCGAAAGCCCUGUGUCGCCUACGUUUGUCAACCCGUUCGCCUCACGAUCCGAUGGACGGCCGUCGAGUGGGAACCAAAAGCGAUCGACCAUUUCGCACCUAUCGCAACAGAGCCAGGGCUACACCGGCAGAGAUCGUGAUGGUCCACCAGUUUCUUACAGCUCCGAGUCGCCCAGUCUCCGUUCGAAGCGAAGCGAUGUCUCUUCCCCUACAAGUGGCAUCCAUAUGAGCCUGUCGCACAGAAAUCUCCCUAGUCAACACUACACGAGGGUAUUACCAACCGACAUUCCCCCAGACCUGCCGUCUCCUGCUGAAUCUGGAGCGGGCGAUCAGCACAUCAAUGAGUUGAUUGAAGGGUGGUCCAGUCCUCAGACUCGCUCUUCGUCGUUCAGUUCCCCCCGCGGCGGACCCCCACCGCUAGAUCGUAGACACACGUCUGUUGCUGCUAGUCCGACGGUGAACCGUGAGACUAUUCUUGACCGAGCCUUCCAGUUACGCUGCAUCCCAGGUUCCGAACGUGCCGUUCCCGGAGAAGAAAAGCUCAGCUCCCUUGCCCGUUUCGACGCUCUGAUGCGUGAGUCCGAAGAACGCCGAAAACAGCAGCCAGUGUCUCAGGAAAAGGAGGUCCGAGAUGCCAAAAGGCAAGGGCGAAGGGUCUGGGAAAUGGGCGGCGACUCAAGCGAGUCUGAAGACGAUAGGGAGACCGAUGAUGAGGAUGACGAUGGCGAAGACGACUAUCACCUUGAACAGAACUCACGACGCCCCCGCCGAGAUACGAUAAUACCCCCUGCAACUCAACGCGCACUCGAGUUCAUCGCGGGGCGCUACGAUCGGCCUCAUUCCCCGCGGACCCCUCACACCGCCGCCCUCCCUCCCGAGAAAUCGGAUUUAGCCUCCACGGCCGCAGGGACAGGGGCACCUUACCGUCCCCAUACUAGCUACUCGAGAACGCGACCCAACAUGUCUUCCCGCACGCAGAGCCAGCCGCACCUAUUGCAUAACCCAAAUGAGAAGGUGGCCUCGCCCACGGAGGAGCCGCUUGACGUCGAGAGACGGCAGCCAGCUUCGAACUCGAACAGCACAAAACGGCUCAGCGUCACAGACAUCACCAAGAGACUAUCCAGCACCAGCAGCCUGCUCCUCGUCCAAACCAACACGAGUGGAGCGAGCAGUCGGGGAAGUUCAGAACUAGAUUAUUUUCCCGUGCCGCCGUUGCCGCGAUCCAGUCUCAGUGCACGUAGCACUGCAGCUCUCCCUAGCCUCAGACAACCCCGAGAAACAGACGAUCGGGAUAAGCGGUGUGGCUGGCGAUCCAGUGUUGGAGUCAUUGGCGGUCCCGAGGGAGGUUUUGUAUGA
Messenger RNA from Scedosporium apiospermum, 1869 nucleotides. RefSeq lists its product as uncharacterized. The transcript is spliced from 3 exons. The coding region runs from base 1 to 1869 and encodes 622 amino acids. Lineage: Eukaryota; Fungi; Ascomycota; Sordariomycetes; Microascales; Microascaceae. The record is from RefSeq and is a predicted model, not a curated record.